UUGCUGAGUAAAUGUACAGUAAAUGUAUUUUGUGCAGUUGAUAUUAGGUGGACACAUGCAAAUGAUUGUGGAGUCUGUUUGUUAUUUGCAUUUGGUUAUUUUGCAUUAGCAGAAGGAAGAUUGCAGAGAACUGGCCUGGCUGUAAGGGUGGUGUGACCUGUGUGUAAGUAAGUUAUUUUAGGGAGGAUAAUGCUGAGGAAGCAAAGACAGAGAUGCAGGGAGUGGGAGACCAAAUAAAACACAUGUUCUGAGAACACAAACUCUCUGAGACUAAACUGAAGGAAUACAGCUGGUUGGCAGCAUGGCCAGCAGGACUGAUCAGACCAGAGUGGUGUGUGUGGUGUUGCCCAACAAGAACCAACUCAACAUUACAGUGGGGUUAAAAUGCAGGGGGCAGGAGGUAAUCAAUCAACUAUCUGAGCAACUUGGCAUUCAGGAUCUGCAUCUCUUUGGCCUGUGUUUGGAAAAGGAUAACGAUCACCUGUUCCUCGACCUGGAGAACAAACUAAGCAUCUACUUUCCUCAAGCCUGGAAGCUACACACAAUGCAGAAGGGAAUAGUUCUGCAUCUGAAAGUGCAGUACUACAUCAGAGACGGUCGACUCAUCACAGAGGAGAAGGUGCGCAGUCUGUACUAUGCUGACUUAAAAGGCAGAGUUUUGUGCUCACAAUGUUCUGGACAGGAAGGCCAGUACUUCCAACUGGCUGCAUAUGCCUUACAGGCAGACCUGGGGGACUGGACAGAGAGAGAGGAAUCAUACUUUAAGCCACAUGACUACUUUCCUCCAUGGAUUUUGACGAAGCUCGGAUGUGACUACGUUUUGCAGCACACUCCAGUCCUGCACAGAGAGCUGUUAGGAAUGUGUGUGUACGAUGCUGUGCUGCUGUUCAUCCAGGAGGCCUGUAGAAUAAGUGAUGUGCCUGUCGUCUUCUACCACAUGAGCAAGGAAAAGAAAGAGCAUGGCACCAGUGUUUUAGUGGGUCUCGCUUUGACUGGACUUCAUGUAGAUGAACGUAUGAUGAGCGGAGAACAGCUGCUUUUAUAUGAAUUUCCUUGGUCAAGCAUAGAUCGCAUUAAUUUCCAGGGUAAAAGGUUUGAAAUUAGGGCAGAAGGCCUGGCUGAAUCGGGGCUGAUACUGUAUACUCGCUCACUUCUGCACUCCCAACACCUGCUAAAGCACAUGAGCAGCAUUCACCGAUUACACCUUAAAACAAAGCACUCAGUCAAACAGCUGCUGCCGUUCCGGCACAGAGCAGGGGGAAAGCUGUACAGAGAAGUGUGUGUAAAGGAGAAGUCUGAUGCAGACACAGACACAGAGACUGAGGAUGAGCUUCCACCAUUAAAAUCCCACAUUGUCAAAGCCAGGACACUUCGAGAAAAACCAGUGGAACCUGUUCCAAAAAUCACCCCCUCUGAGAUUGAGAUGUGUGUUGAUGAGCCAGAGGAGAUGUUCGUUGAUGACCCUGAUGAUAUCAGACGCAUGAUUGAGCUGCUGGAAGGAGUGUCUGUGGAUGGCCCACAAUUAAUGCCAUUAAUACCGCUCUCCCCCUGGAAAAAUGUUACAAUGGAGAUGAAAGAAGUUUUGAAGUGGCGAGCAUGCAGUGUCUCUAUGGACUCUCUCUGGAACGAAGAAUAACUUUUACACCCAGUCAGCCCUCCACUAACAAGCAACCAAGCACAAAAGGCCUCCAUCUGACAAUGCAGCCUCUUUUACAUAGUUUUUACUUCAGCUUCAUCAUGUGAUCUCACUCAUAGUCUAUACUGCCAAAAAUGAAAGAAUGGGUCACUCUCAGGAGUGAAAAGUAUUGUGAAAGGUAUUCAUCUGUACAAGUCCAGUUGUGAUCUUUUUUCACAACGAAAUAAUCCUGCUGUCAGUGGAAUUAUAACAAAGUGGAAAUUACUGUAAACUACAGCAAUUUGGCAACAAAGUGGUAGGCCAAGUAAAAUGACAGAGUGGGUUUAGUAAAUGCCAAAGUUCUUAACCCUUGUGUGUUGUUCGGGUCUGUGGGACCCGUUUUAAUUUUUCAUCAAAUGAUACUAAAAAAAUAUUUUUUCUAACUCAAAUUCAUUGGCAAUUGCUAAUGUUUUGUGAAAAACAUAUAUCAAAUAUAUAUCAAAACACAUUUUCGAUAAACACACACUGUACACCCCCCCCCCCACACACACACACAUUUAUAUUACAUACAGUAUGUUUGGCAAAGGGCUAAUAAACAUUGCUUCAUUUGUAAAUUUGAAACUAAACAAAUUUUCUACUCAUAUCUUGAGUUUAAUUCAUUUUUCUUUACAUUUUAUUAAAAAACGAAUAAAAAAAGAGUAGCACUUUGUGAAAGAAAUGUAACAUAAGAAAGGUAAAGGGCAAAUAUUAACCAUGUAAGCUGUUUAUAUUGCUUGCAAUUUAGGUGAAGCAAGCACGUGUAAAGCAUUUUAAUGUAAAAUGCUGAAUUAAAUACAAGUAACAAAGUAAACGAGUAACGAAAAUAUGAACACCACACAAGGGUUAAAUCAGUCAAUCACUACAUACCUCCAAAUAGUGUUUAUCUCUUGUAUAAACAUGGUUCUAUCUAUUUCUGUGGCAUCUUUGAAAGAAACGUUAAUUUUUAUGGGUGAGAGCAAGCACACAAAAAAACAAAGUUUAUUAAGGCUCAGAAAGAGAAGGGAGAGAGAGUACCGGUAUGUAACAGUGAGUGAAAGAUUUAGAGAAAGAGAGGCAAAGAAAGAGACAGAACAUACUUUAGUUGAUUAAGAAUCAAUGUUGGACUAAAAAUCUACAGUAGAAAUAUUUAUGUAGUAAAGUAUGUAUGGGGUACUGUGGUUAAUUAAUCUGACACUGAUGUCUAUUAAAAUGAUCAUAAACUCAAAACAGUAAAAGCAAACAUUUUCCAUUAUGUAGAACCAAGUGGAUAUAGAUACACGUGUGAUUUAUUUGUUUAUUUGUAACUAGGUUACAAGUUUACAGUUAAAUAUCCAAAAAUAAAAGUUUUGAAGUUUUUAAAAGUGAAUGCAAACAAAAGAACUACUGUAACACAAGGAAGUGAGUUAGUAUUGAGUGAGCUAGAAGAGGGCGUAGUCCUGAGGUUAGGUUGGAGGAAACAAUAAGAGCUCGUGGAGUUCAUGCUGUGCAGACAUGAGGAGAGGAUGAACUGACUUCUACUCCUUCAGCUCCAAAGUAAGUAAUUAUUUAUUUAUGCUUCUGUGCUCAAAACGGCCUGAUAGUAAAUUUCCUCAUUGCCUAUAUAAUGUUAAAAGCUAUGGUUAAAACCAUUCUGUUGUGUAACUAUAUUACCAGGGUUGACCAGAACUAUAGAUUUUAAAUCUGGUGGACUUAACAGGGAAACGUGUGAACUAGAUGAAGACUUUUAUAUUUGUGGUGUAAAGCAUUUGUAUGGUUAAAGCUGGUGUGUUGUUGUAAAUAAAAAACUUUUUUUUUUUUCGUUAGUAAUACUGUUUUUCAUUCAUUUAGCUAAUCCUGUUAGAAAAGUAGGUGCUCUUGGUUAUAAAGUGAGAUGUUUUGUGUGUUUUUUGAUGUAUGUACAAGUAAAAAAAAAAAUAUAUAUAUAUAUAUUUAUAUAUAUAUAUUUGGAGAGAGAGAGAGAAGAAAGAGAGGGAGACCACAAUGCAUGAUUAGAGCGAGUCAUUUUUAAGUGUAGUUUCAACGGACAUACUGCAAUGCAAUGUGAAACAGAAAGUUUGGAGCUACUCACGUUUAAAAAAAUAAUGAUGCACAUAUAUAAAGUUACUAAUUAUUAUAGAAUGUAUUGCUAUUCAUACAAGCUGAAGGACAGAAUUGUUUUUGUGGAAUAUUCUAAGAAGCCCUAUGUAUUCCACUCUGAUAGCUUUUACUGAUAACUUUUCGUGUCUCUUUCCGAGUGGUGAUCUGUGAUGCUGAAGAUGUUCCCCAUGCUGAUUGGUCUACUGCUAUACACUGUUACCAUUCCCCAAACUGAAACCUGCAGCUAUAAGGUUCAACUACUGCAAGAGAGCAUCAACUCCUGCUUCAAUAAAAUGAAGAAUGACUCAUGCACAAUUUCACAACAAGGAAAAUUAUGCUCUAUAGAAAAAGCACAUGGAGUUACUUGUGUGAAAACAGUGUCAGGUGCUGAUUUGGCAUGUAUGGAUGAAGAUCUUACAAAAGUAUCUGUCGAGAACCUCACAUGUGCUAGGGAUCAACAAAGUCUAAGCUGUACAAAAGAAUUCCCACUAGGUGAUGUCAAACAGACAAGUGCAUCACCUGUAACUACUUGUCUUGGAGGUUUUUUGUAUCUUUUUGCUGCUGUCACACUUUAUUUUUUUAUUUUUUGAAACUACAAGCAAGCAGGACUAAUUAAGGACUGAUUUAAGAACCUAAGGAGCAACAGCUUCACACUCUGGAGAAGAUAAUCAGAUUCAUGUUGUUAUUUGAACACAAGAGAGUGGAUCAAAACAACACAUGAAGGCUUCAGUGCAACAGACACAGUGAGACGGCUUGUGUCUAAAGGACCACACACUAUACGCCAUUAAAGUCAGACUGCAUAGACUCUCAAAGACUGUUCCUUGGAUGGGUAUAGGGUGGACUGGAAAUCUGUAGGACUGGAACGAGUAGGACCAAGCCACUCCCUGUUCUCACAGCUGCCGAGUGGAAGGAGGCUCAGAAGCUUGAAGACCAGAACCAGCCGGUUCCGAGACAGAUUGCUAAACUGCUAAUAAGCAAUUAACUACAAAAGACCAGAAUGAUAACAACACUAGGUACCAGUGCCAUUUUCUAUAUAACCAGAUCUUUCUGUCCAGCGCAUUUCCUUAA
Messenger RNA from Astyanax mexicanus (Mexican tetra), 4777 nucleotides. Its product is annotated as FERM domain-containing protein 6. Gene Ontology annotation, biological process: positive regulation of hippo signaling. The transcript has 19 exons. The record is from RefSeq and is a predicted model, not a curated record. Lineage: Eukaryota; Metazoa; Chordata; Actinopteri; Characiformes; Acestrorhamphidae. The coding region runs from base 302 to 1636 and encodes 444 amino acids. Gene Ontology annotation, cellular component: cytoplasmic side of apical plasma membrane; cytoskeleton.